Messenger RNA from Naumovozyma dairenensis CBS 421, 807 nucleotides. It is a transcript of the gene VPS71, whose product is annotated as Vps71p. Gene Ontology annotation, molecular function: nucleosome binding. Bases 1 to 807 code for a protein of 268 amino acids. Lineage: Eukaryota; Fungi; Ascomycota; Saccharomycetes; Saccharomycetales; Saccharomycetaceae. The record is from RefSeq and is a predicted model, not a curated record. Gene Ontology annotation, cellular component: Swr1 complex. The transcript has a single exon. Gene Ontology annotation, biological process: chromatin remodeling.
AUGGUGAAAUCUUUAGUGGAAGAAAUCGAUAAAAAAACUUAUAAUCCAAAUGUUUAUUUCACGUCAGCAGAUCCACAAUCCAGAUCAUCUCGUGUCAAUUCGAAACGAAAAUCAUCAUUAUCAAGCGGUGGUAGUUCCAGAUCAAUGAAAAGAGUCAACUAUUCAUUAGCUGAUAUGGAAUCCAAAUUAUAUACAAAGAAUCCAGAUGAUAACCAUUCAACAAACGAUAAUAGUAAUAGUAAUAGUAAUGAUAAACUUAACAAAGAUAUGUUAAAUAAAUUCACACAACAGGAAAUUAUUCAAUCCAAAAGAAGAUUCAUGGAAUUAGAUACUGAAAAUGUAAAAGAUUUAUUCGAAAUUCCAACAUUAUUAAGUAGUAUAACAGGGAUUAAUAAAGAUAAUAUUGGAUCUAAUUCCACUACCAUACAGAAUACAACUACCAAUGGAUCGUUAUCAAGGACAAAUAAAAAUAAGUUCGAACUACCCAAGAAUUUCCAUUUAAAUUAUAGAUCUACAAGAUUACCGAAACCUAAAAGGAAAAAUACUCAUAGAUUAGUUGCUUUGAAGAAAACAUUGACCUCAAAGAGACCAUUAAAUACUUAUUUGGAUACAUUAAACCAAGUAGAUAGGAGUAUCAUUUUAAACAAUGUUUAUAAUAAGAAAUAUUUUAAAGUUUUACCAUUGAUUACCAUUUGUUCCAUUUGUGGCGGAUAUAACAGUAUUUCCAGUUGCGUUAAAUGUUCAAAUAAAAUUUGUUCCUUAAGAUGUUACAGAUUACAUAAUGAAACAAGAUGUAUCCAUAGAUGA